AUCAUCCGGGUCACGUGGUCCAGUGGCUCCACGGAAGCCAUUUACAGGCGCUAUAGCAAGUUCUUUGACUUGCAGAUGCAGAUGUUGGACAAGUUUCCCAUGGAAGGGGGACAGAAGGACCCCAAGCAGCGGAUCAUACCCUUUCUGCCAGGUAAAAUCCUCUUUCGACGGAGCCAUAUCCGGGAUGUGGCGGUCAAACGCCUGAUACCGAUUGAUGAAUACUGUAAGGCCCUGAUUCAGCUGCCUCCAUAUAUUUCUCAGUGUGAUGAGGUGCUGCAGUUCUUUGAGACAAGGCCUGAGGACCUGAAUCCCCCCAAAGAAGAGCACACUGGAAAAAAGAAAUCUGGGAGCGACCUGACGUCAGGAGACCCCAUGGUUCUGGAGCAGUAUGUGGUGGUGGCAGACUACCAGAAGCAGGAGAGCUCGGAGAUCAGCCUCAGUGUGGGGCAGGUGGUUGACAUCAUCGAGAAGAACGAGUCAGGCUGGUGGUUUGUCAGCACCGCUGAAGAGCAAGGCUGGGUCCCUGCCACCUGCCUUGAAGGGCAGGAUGGCGUGCAGGACGAGUUCUCCCUCCAGCCCGAGGAAGAGGAGAAGUACACAGUUGUCUACCCGUAUGCAGCUCGUGACCAGGAUGAGAUGAACCUGGAGAGAGGGGCUAUGGUGGAAGUCAUCCAGAAAAACCUGGAAGGCUGGUGGAAGAUCAGGUUCCAGGGCAAAGAAGGGUGGGCCCCCGCGUCCUAUCUCAAGAAGAGCGGAGGAGAGCCCCUGAAGCUGGGUCCUGCCUCCUCCAGUCACGCAGGGACCGUCGACCUGGACGGCGUUGGGUGGCAGCAGACCGCCACGGGCAGGGAGAAGGAUCUGCUCAACAACCAGAGGGAAGGCCGCUGUGAAGGCCGCUUGGCGUCCGACGGCGACGUGAAGCAGAGAUCACCAAAGAUGAGGCAGAGACCCCCUCCUCGCCGGGAUAUGACCAUCCCUCGAGGUCUCAAUCUGCCGAAGCCCCCCAUCCCACCCCAGGUGGAAGAAGAGUACUACACCAUUGCUGAGUUCCAGACCACCAUCCCAGAUGGCAUUAGCUUCCAGGCUGGCCUGAAGGUCGAGGUAAUUGAGAAGAGCUUGAGUGGCUGGUGGUACAUUCAGAUGGAAGAUAAGGAAGGGUGGGCGCCGGCAACUUUCAUUGACAAGUACAAAAAGACCAGCAAUGCCUCCAGACCCAACUUUUUGGCGCCCCUGCCCCAUGAGAUGACCCAGCUUCGGCUCGGGGAUGCAGCAGGGAUGGAGCAUAGCGCGAGCAAUGAAGUGCUGGGCCCCUCCAGGCCCCUCCCAGAGGCACCACAUGGUACUGUGGACUCCGGUAUGAUGUGGUCCAGAGACUGGAAGGGAGGGAAGGAGGCCCCGAGAAAGGCAUCCUCAGACAUGUCUGCCUCUGCAGGCUAUGAGGAAAUCUCAGACCCGGACCUGGAGGAAAAGCCUAGCCUCCCUCCUCGAAAGGAGUCUAUCAUCAAGUCAGAAGGAGCGCUGCUGGAGAGGGAGCGGCUGAGGGUCGAGCAGCACUGGGCUUCCUCACCCAAGCCUCCCGGCUCAGUUUUGCCCAUGACUCCAGCCAAGCACAGCCCUCCAGCCCGGGACAGCCGGAAGCCAGAGCCCAAACCUGAUAAAAGCAAGUUGUUCCAGCUGAAAAAUGACUUGGGGCUCGAGUGCGGCCACAAGGUUUUGGCCAAGGAGGUAAAGAAGCCCAACCUCCGGCCCAUCUCCAAAGCCAAGGCUGAGGUGCCCGAGGAAAAGCCAGGAGCCACCCCCCAAAACCCAUUCCUGAAGUCCAGACCUCAGGUCAGGCCCAAACCAUCUCCUUCCCCUAGGACAGAGCCAGCUCAGGGUGAAGACCACGUGGAUAUCUGCAACCUCCGGAGGAAGCUCAGGCCUGCCAAGUCCCCAGAGAAGGAUGGGGAGAACCACCAGGCUGCGGGGGGCCAAGACACAGCCCUGAGCCAAAGCUUCCUCCCCGGGGAGGGACCUGCCCAUGCCCAGGACCGGCCUGGCAGACAGGAGGGGCUCAGCCCCAAAGAGAUGUCCUGCAGAGCCCCACCAAGGCCAACCAAGAGUGCAGAUCCUGGGCCCAAGAACGUACCCAUGCCUCUCCAAGAAGCUACCCAGCAAAGACCUGCGGUCCCACCCAGGAGGCCACCUCCCCCCAAGAGCACAGCAUCGGCAUCCUCCAGGGCCUCCCCUGAGGUCAGACCGCAGCACGAAGGCCAUGAAAACUGGGCGGCUCCGACUCCAGGCCGCCCCCUCUUGGUUCCGCCCAAAGCCAAACCUUUUCUCUCUAACUAUUCUGUGAGCCAAGAUGACAUACGAGGCAAAGGUGGCCCAGGACCACGUACAGCCAGCAAGAUGGGGGAAAACAGGAAGGGAGGACCCGCAGCCUCCUUCCCCAAAACCGAGGGCUUGAAAGACACUUUAUAUGUGGCUGUGGCCAACUUUGAAGGAGAUGGAGAUACCAGCAGCUUCCAGGAAGGGACGGUGUUUGAAGUCCGGGAGAAGAACAGCAGCGGCUGGUGGUUUUGCCAUGUUGUCAGUGGGGCCCCUUCCUGGGAAGGCUGGAUUCCUUCCAACUACCUCAGGAAGAAGCCCUAGCCUGUCCCUCCCUGCGUGGCCGCACUGUCCCUGCGGGCCUACCCCGCAUACUUCACAACCAUACUUUACUAGGCUCCAUGAAUUUCAAAGGACGGGUGGCCAGUAGGGCUGGCUUCUUCCCUCCCGUGACGGAGUGAGUGGCUGGGAUGGCAGGGGCUCCGAGUCUGACCCCCACUGUCCCGGCAAUCCCCGGGACUCAUAGGCCACAGCUGACUAGAUGGAAAUCCACACUGGCUCCUUGCCUUAACAAGAAAAUGCUUACUCUACUCCGUGGCACUGCCCCCGGCAGUGGGACAGAGACUUCUCAGACUCCAGGGCCCAGACCUGGAAACUCAAGAAACGCUGGGAAGUCUCUUGUUGCCUAGAGGCAAAUGGUAAGGGGUAACGCCCCCAGUCCGUGGUGACUGGCUCCAGCAGCUCCCUGUGUCUCCAGGCCUGUGGCCGUAUUCAGUUUCCAAAAUUCCUGACAGAGGGAGAACUGUCUAUUGAAGCUGACUCCAUUGCCAAUCUUCAGAAAGUGUCUUCUUCAAGCCUGGGGGCCUUGGGCGUCUGAGGCCUCACCACAUGCAGCGACCCUUGAAGUGGCUCUGGAGAGCAUUUCAGCUCCCGUCUUCUGCCUUGGGACAGUGACUCAUCCUCACAAUGUGACCCACCCCGGAGCACGCUUCACUCUCCUGCUGCAGACUCUGCUCCAACCAGGGCUUUUAAAAUGAGAAUCCCUGCACCCUCUUUGGGGCUUCUCAUUUUUGUCUACCUGGAAUAAGAGUCUCCACGCUUGUUUGAAGAAGGGAGCAUUUGAAAGACACAUGACUCACGAGCACCCCUUUGCUGAGUAGCUGGUUGGUGCCAAAACUGUUCUUGGCACUUUGCAUUCAUGGUUUACCCUCGCAACUUCCUUGUAAUAUUAUAGCCAUUUUCUGGUUAGGAAACCCAGGUUCAGUGUGCCCAAGAAGGCAAUGGAGAGGAGAGGAGGAGCGAGGGUUGAGGCCUGCCUAACCCCAGAGUCUGUGGUCUUCCCUCUGUAAGAGGCCAAUCAGUCAGAGAGGAGACUAGGCCUGAGGAGCAAGUGGCCAAGUAGCUUCUUUGUGAUGUGAGUGGUGAUGCUCCUCCUCCCUCCCAGCCAUUCCUGGACUCCCAGUUGCUUCUCCAGGGCAGGGGAUGGCCCUGGUUCUGGAGGAACAGAGCUCUGUGCUCUGCCUCUUUGCUGGUGUCCUCUGGGGGAUGAUGCAUGUCAGGCAAAGGGAGCAGGGGUCUCCUGCUGGCUGAGCAACGGUGGCUCUCAGUCGACGGGCUUCCUGCUCCACUCUGCCCUGUUAGGGUGGUGGAACCUAAGCCAACCACUUCACAUGUUUUACUGGAUAGGGCUGAGGCCUGAGUAGGCCCCUGAGUCAGCCAGGAGCCAGGUCUAACACUCAGCUCAGACUGCUUCAGCCUAUAACCUGGUUACUACUAUACAGAAGAGGAGCAGCUCUGCCUUGCUGCCCUGCCCCCAGAGAGGUCCACUUCAGUGCUUUUAAAACCACAAAGCCAGCUUUCCAUGGAUGCCUGCAUCUACAUAGAGUGCCAAAGGUUUUGUUCCUCCCCUGGUCCCUGCCACAGGCUCUGGAAGCUUCUUCAAGCAAAGAGAUUUCCUCUGGCCAAAGUAACAUGUGUCGCUUCCCCCUUUGCUGAGCCUGCAGGCCCACACCUAGGUUGUCUUGGGACACUGCAGGAGUGUGGGCGAUGGUGAUCGUUGGAGGGUCGCUCCCACACCCCUGACUCGGGAUGUUGUCCUGACUUUUUACCCUACUAGGGUUUAAGCAGUGUCUGUAAAGCUGUUUUGCAGGGUUUAACUACCUUUCAAAAGACAAAACUGUUUUUGGUUUGCUUUUGGCUUUCCAUGACCUUUUCAGAUAUUUUGUGAGUGCUGACCAUGUGCUAGGCACUGGGUAGGCAGUGGUGUGGCAAAGAAUUUAAGUGUUUCUGCUGGCUCUACUAAAGGAGAGGUCCUGUCCAUUUCCUUCUUCUCCCAAAGGUGAAGACAGGGAGGAUGCGUGAGCUUAGCUUCCUGUGGCCACAAUGCUUUCCUGAAGCUGAAGGAAUGCCUUUUCUUCUGUUAUUCUGGCAUGAAGGAUAGGUACAGGAGAAACAUUCCUUCCUGUUGUUGGGGAGAGUUCCUGUGUCUGGCUCCAUCU
Molecule: messenger RNA, 4808 nt
Organism: Dipodomys ordii (Ord's kangaroo rat)
Lineage: Eukaryota; Metazoa; Chordata; Mammalia; Rodentia; Heteromyidae
Gene: Sh3pxd2b
Product: SH3 and PX domains 2B
Exons: 12
Coding region: 76-2634 (852 amino acids)
Biological process (GO): superoxide anion generation
Molecular function (GO): protein binding; superoxide-generating NADPH oxidase activator activity; phosphatidylinositol binding
Source: RefSeq, a predicted model, not a curated record